CAAUAUCAGUCAAAAAUAAAAGUCAAAAUCGAAACUGAAAAUUGGCCUUAUAUGAAAAAUUAAAUGUUAAACAUUUUGAUUUUAAUGCAAAAUUACUCUUUUGUGUACUUGUUAAAAAAUUUCUGUCAAAAUUGCAUAAAAGGCGAUGGCCGAAUUGCUAUCGCGCGAAAAGGAAUUCAUCAAAUUGAAUCGAGAGUUGGAUCAGCUGGCCGUCACUUCAUUGGAUCAACAAAUACAACAGCAUCAAGAACAACUGCAGCACCAGCAUACGACUUGUAAUAGCGUGGCGGAGAGCGGCAGUGGCGGGAGUGGUGUAUAUAACGGUGUAUCUAAGCAUUCUUCUAACAAACAGGAGCAACGUUAUUUCACUUAUACAAAAUCCAAAGGACCAAGUACUUUGUUGAAGAAACGUGCUAUUGGCACUACGGUUGGUGGUGGUGGUUAUAAUGGAGGGAUAAAUGCCAAUGGCGCUGGUGACGGCGCUUGCGAUACACUUACCGACUUACCCACAGAACGUAACAAUACGAGUACAUACCGUUCGACCAGAAAAUCUACGCAACAGUCGUCCACAACCACCGCGCACAGUAUACGCCCAGAUGGUGAUAGUGUUUUGCCGGCACAUUCUGGGACUCCCAAAACCACACGAACAAAUAGUACAAUACAUAGGAAGCAUAUCAAGAGUCCCGAUAGUGCGACACGCACCUACGGCCGAGGAAGCAAUUGUAAUUCACGAGCUAAGGAGCCGGCGUUCACGGUCAAAUAUCGUAAUCCCAAAUUUGUGCAGAGUCCAUCUCUAGAGGUACUAAUCCGUGAUGAAAGCGCAGCGAUACGCACAAAAGGCAGCACGGAGUUCGAUGGUUCGACGAUCAACGAUGGGGGGUGCACUUCGCGGCGUUCAAUGGACAUAGGAAAGAAGCAUAUUAGUACCGAUGGGCUAAUUAAAUUUCUUAAAUCUAAAAUAGUCAUACUCGAAGAGGAUCACGAGCGCAUUUCACAAGAGAUGUCGAAUCAGAAGGAGAUGCUGGAAAAGACAUUGGAACGCAAUAAAAAAAUUGAGCAACAACGCGAUCAAGCAUUCGCGAAACACAAUGCAAUUGCUGAGCAGCUGACCAAAGCUGAGUCCCAGCUUGAAGAGGUGAAUAGACGUGCCAAAGAGCGCAGCAUCGAACAGAAUGUCCAACAGAAAGAACUAGAAGCUGCCCGUCGUGAGUUGAAGGUGUUGGCGCAAACGAAUACUAACCUAGAGAAGCGAUUGUAUCGUGCUAAUGAAGAACUGGAAAAUACGAAGAGUGCGUUGGCGGUGUUAAAGAAUGCCGAACGUGAGCUCAAAGACUCGUUGCGUGUCGAUGGCGAGGCCAAAGACAAACAAAUAAAAAGUUUGAAAAAGCAACGAGCCGAUCUGCUUAAUGCUUACAAGAAACAACUCUUUCUGAUCGAUAACCUCAAGCGACAGAAUAUUUGCAUGGAGCAAUCAAAAAUGAUCAAUUUUGGUGAAAAAGAAUUCACUAAAGUAUUGGAAUGGAAUACUAAGUUAUAGACAAUGGAAGAGAAUUUGUGAUGACGAUGCCAUUUUGUCAAUCAUUUUGUUUUUUGCUUUAUCAAUUUAUCAAUGUCUAUGUCUAUGCACUGAUGUUCACCUAUUAAGUCCAACUAUAGUGCUCCCAAAAUGUACGUGAACGUUUUACAAACAAUUUAUGUGUGAGUCUGAACCAUUUUUGUGGUUUUUACGAAUAAGUAAUUUUAAUUAAAAUUGCAUUUUUUAAAAUGCUAUGCACUUUAUAAAUAUCGAAAAAAAACAGAUG
Anastrepha ludens (Mexican fruit fly) is the source of this 1802-nucleotide messenger RNA. Its product is annotated as testis-expressed protein 9. The transcript has 2 exons. The record is from RefSeq and is a predicted model, not a curated record. NCBI's taxonomy places the organism in Eukaryota, Metazoa, Arthropoda, Insecta, Diptera, Tephritidae. The coding region runs from base 146 to 1537 and encodes 463 amino acids.